CUCCUUCCAAUCUCGGCAUUGCGACAAAUCCCAUCUCCACUAUCAGUCCUUCCGCUACCGCUGCUACCGCUAUCACCGUCACUGCCACUGCUACUCUUGAAGUUUCUGCGGCCACAUCGAUACCAACUACGUCCGCCACUACAGCCACAGUAGCAACAACAACAGCAGCAGUUCAACCAAUUUAUAAUGCCUUGUCCGAAUCCAAAGGAAUCUCUCUUUCUUCUGUUUCUCCUCAGAUCGAACAAAAAAACCAGCGUCAAAUUAAAUUUCAACACCAUCAGCUUCAACAACGCUCAUUAUCCUUCUCUCAUAUUCCGAUUGUCCCAAAAGCGAUUCGUAGAACUUCUCGAGCUUCUACUCACACCGCCAAAGUAUAUCCAUCUCCACCCCUUCUUCCCACCGUGCUCUCAGAUUCCUCUUCUUCUACUUCUUCCGCAAUUUAUACAAUGACCAGCACAGCCCAACAACAACAGCAGCAUCAGCAACUCAUGACCCCAGUCGUUUCCUACACCACUACGACCACAAUAAUUACAAACAGUACUGUGACUACUGACGGUGUUGAUGACAGUAACCAUACUUUCAACAGCGGUCCUUCCGAACCCUCUUCUUCUUCAUCCUCUACUUCUUCACCCAUAUCUGCCAUUACUUCAUCCAUGGCUACUGCUACUAGUUCACCUAUGGCUACAGCUACUUCGUCUAUGCCAACUGCCUCAGAACCCCAUAAAACUUAUCAACUCUAUGACAACCCAUUGCCAACAUCACAAAGAGCAUCAACUAUGACACCGCCCUUGAGUAUUACUCCCGUCAGUUAUGAUGAGCGACUUUCUUUGAAACCGAUCCCACAAAAGUCUGAGGACUGGGGUGCACUAGUUGAUACUCCAGAAUCUCCUGUUCAGUUGCAUCAUCCUCGCUCCCAUCAUCAACAUCAUCGUAGCAUUUCUGCGGCAUUCGCUCCUUAUCAACAGCAAUUUCCUAGAGGACAGAUCUUUAAUCAAGAAGCCUAUACGGCCUCCCCAGCUCCUGAUGUAUCGAUGCCCUCGGGCGAUUACAUGCAGUAUCAGCCUCAAUCGUAUUUCCCACAGUCAUUGCAGCAGCAGCAACGACCACCUAUGCCUAUGCAUUCCCAAACAGACCCUAUCGCUGUAGCCCAUCAACGUCAACCAUAUCAGUAUCAUCAACAACAUAACUCAAUGUCGGCUGUCCCUUUGAGUAACAAUGGAACGAUGGGAGCAAAUGGGGGCUCUAACAAUUUGGACGCGGACUCACGCAAGGUGUUCCGCAAGUCUUGGUCUGCAAGCGAAUCGCCCGCCAACAAUAGCUCUGGUGGCGGUGCCAUGAAUUCCCACGGAUAUAUGACACCGCCACGCAUGAUGAGUGAUAACUAUUCAAGACCAGGCCAACCUUUGAAACACUCCUCUUCGUCUAAUGUAGCAACAUCGGUCUCACUCUUGACAGACGCAGCCAUCCUGGCCAAAUACCGUGAGACAGCGAACAAGACCAAUGACCCUUCUAUCCAAUUGUCCUUUGCGAAAUACUUGCUUGAGAUUGGAGAGUCUCCUAGUGCAGGAGAUCACCCAAGGCCAUCCUCUGCAGCAUCUGAUGAUACCCCUCCUUCGUCCUCGCCUCCUAGUCCCACACCCGGACAGCAGGACACAGAGACGGGUAAGAAGCAGUUGACUCAAGAAGGCAUCUACUGGAUUGAUCGAUUGGCAAAGGAAGGACAACCUGAAGCCCAGUUCAUCCGUGGAUCAUGGUAUGAAGAAGGGUUGUAUGGGUGCAAGCAGAGCACAGACAAGGCAUUGAGAUGGUAUCAAUCAGCGUCAAAAGGCGAUUAUGGCCCUGCACAUUAUAAAGUGGGUUACUAUUGCGAGAAGAAGAAGGAUAACAACAAAGCUGUGAUGGUUUAUAAAAAGGCAGCCGUCCAUAAUGAUGCCCCUGCCAACCACCGCUUGGCUAUGAUUUACCUGUACGGAGAAUUGGGUCAGGCCAAGAACAUGAAGGCAGGUCUUGAAUAUCUCAAGCGUGCCGCAACCUAUGCUACUGAAUCUGCACCAAUGGCACCCUAUGUUUUAGGUCAGAUCCUCUCGCGCGAAUACACUCAGUUGGAGAUCCCAGAUGACAUUGCUUUCCCUGACGAUGGUGAAGCUCUGGAGUGGUUCCGAAAAUCUGCUCAACUCGGAUAUGGACCAGCGAACUAUAAGCUCGGAUACUGCUAUGAGUAUGGUAGCCUGGGUUGUAAAGUCGAUCCUUAUCUGUCGAUCCAACAUUACGAACGAGCUGUUCAGGCAGGUAACAGCAAUGGCGAGGCUGAGAUGGCUCUAAGUGGCUGGUAUUUGUCAGGAGCCGAGAACUGUUUCCCACCAAAUGAUCAUUUAGCAUUCAAAUAUGCAUCCAUGGCCGCGGAGAAGAAAUUGUCCAAGGCUCAGUAUGCGAUGGGAUAUUACUAUGAGACAGGUAUCUCUGUCCCCUCAGACAUGAACAAGGCCAUGGAGUAUUACAAUAUGGCAGCAGCGAAUGGAAACAAGGAUGCGGCCAAGAGAGUGGAGGAAUUGAAGAGGGCUUCGGGUACGAGGUAUGACAAGUUGGCUCAUAAAAAGAGUAUCAAAAAAAUCAAGCAAAAUCGAAAGGCAAAAAACCAGAGUUGCACCGUCAUGUAAACCACGAAAACAAGGAAGCAAGGGUGGGGGGGAAGAUCAUUCCCAUCCUUCCAAUAUUGUAGAUAUAUACCUCUUUUUCUUUUUUCUUUUUCUUCGUAGUACAG
This is a messenger RNA of Lobosporangium transversale, 2761 nucleotides long. RefSeq lists its product as hypothetical. The transcript has 3 exons. Gene Ontology annotation, molecular function: protein binding. The record is from RefSeq and is a predicted model, not a curated record. The coding region runs from base 447 to 2657 and encodes 736 amino acids. Lineage: Eukaryota; Fungi; Mortierellomycota; Mortierellomycetes; Mortierellales; Mortierellaceae.